Cucumis sativus (cucumber) is the source of this 2074-nucleotide messenger RNA. Its product is annotated as probable serine/threonine-protein kinase PBL19. Lineage: Eukaryota; Viridiplantae; Streptophyta; Magnoliopsida; Cucurbitales; Cucurbitaceae. The record is from RefSeq and is a predicted model, not a curated record. Bases 604 to 1803 code for a protein of 399 amino acids. Gene Ontology annotation, biological process: protein phosphorylation. Gene Ontology annotation, molecular function: protein kinase activity; ATP binding. The transcript is spliced from 4 exons.
UCCCUUUCCUUCUCCUCCCCCUUUUCCUUUUCAUACACGAUACUUGUUUUUAUACUUAUAUUUUAUUCAUCUUCCCCUUUCCUAUCUUACAAUCCCAUCGUUUCCAUCCCUUUUUCUUCUGUUUUCCACUUAUUUGCACGAGGGUUUCGCUUUUUUUAACAAUCCAUUUUCGAUUUCUAUUCCUUUUCUCCACCUACUUCACUUUUAAGCCUUGAUUCCAUCUGGGUUCUGUUUAUUUGUUCACAUCCUGUUUGAUGAAAUGUCUUUUGCUUUUGGGUUUCUCUGUUUUGCUUUCUUCUCUAUAUAACUUCCUUCUUUUCUCUAUUUUGGCUUCUGGGUUUGUGGGGUUUUUUUCUUCACAUGGGAUUUUAGUUCUUAAUCGGAAUUUUGAAAUCCCCCUUGUGUUUAUUUGUUUUUCUACCCUCUCCAGGUUUCUUUGAAUUUGUUGUUUCCCCAUUGAAUGACAUCUUUCUGAAUUUCUGACUUUUUUACUUUUGAGUUUUGACCAUAAGACCAUAAGACCGUAAGACCGUAAGACCAUAAGAAUUUGCUUCUUGAAAACUGGUUUUUUCAUUUCAUUUUUCCUUUCUCUGGGUUUAAAAGAUGAAGUGUUUCUUUUAUCCCAAGGGAAAAUCAAAGUCCAAAGGAAUAUCAAAAUCUGCUCCAGAGUUAAACCAAGGAGAAAAAUCCAACAAAUCAGCCAAGGAACAUGGUUUCAGACCAUCCAAUUCAUUACCUUCAAGGAGUAUUCCUGAAUUGUACAAAGAGAAGGAGCAAAAUUUGAGGGCUUUCUCUCUCCAUGAGCUUGUUGAUGCAACAAAUGGCUUUAGCAGGAUGUUGAAGAUUGGGGAGGGUGGUUUUGGGUCUGUGUAUAAAGGAAGAAUUAAACCCAUAACUCCCAAUGGCGAACCUGUUGUGGUUGCCAUUAAAAAACUCAAUCAGCAUAGCUUGCAGGGUCAUAAAGAAUGGCUUGCAGAAGUUCAAUUUCUUAGUGUAGUUAGUCAUCCAAAUCUAGUUAAACUUCUGGGUUACGCAGCUGAAAAUGGUGAGAGAGGGAUUCAAAGGCUUUUAGUCUACGAGUUUCUCCCAAACAAGAGCUUGGAACACCAUCUUUUCCAAAGAAUGUCGCCGACUCUUCCAUGGAAGCAAAGAUUAGAGAUUAUCAUUGGUGCAGCUGAGGGCUUGGCUUAUCUACAUGGAGGAUUAGAAGCUCAGGUGAUAUAUCGGGAUUUUAAAUCUUCGAAUGUGCUAUUGGACCAGAACUUCAAGCCUAAACUCUCAGACUUUGGUCUUGCUAGAGAAGGACCAAGUGGUGAUCACUCACACGUUUCUACAGCAGUGGUUGGAACACAUGGAUAUGCUGCUCCCGAAUACGUUGAGACAGGUCGUCUAAAGAGCCAAUGCGAUGUAUGGAGUUUCGGUGUGGUUUUAUAUGAACUUCUCACGGGUAGACGAGCUUUAGACAGAAACCGUCCCAUGGGAGAGCAGAAACUUCUUCAGUGGGUGAGACAAUUUCCGGUUGACAGUAGUAUGUUCACCAUGUUAAUUGAUCCUCGACUCCGAAACCAGUAUUCCUUGUCUUCCGCCCGGGAAGUUGCAAAGUUGGCAGACCGUUGCCUGAACAAAAAUGCGAUGAGUCGGCCAGCAAUGACAGAAGUAGUUGAAAGUUUACAGAAAGCGCUACUAAUGACGGAAGAGAAAACAAGCUCUAGUAGCAGUAAAAAUCAUUCUCAUGGUUUCGUGUUAUCCCCAAAAUUUGUUGAUCAAAAGCAUGUCGUGGUUAGACAACAAGGAAAGGUUUGAUCUUUGAAAAAACUUCACUUUAGUUACUGACUGAGAAUAUUACAUUCUUCAGAAUGAAGUAUGAAAGUUUUGACCUUUUGCAAUUCCCAAAAAUUCAUCCCUUUUAGCACAUUUUAUUCUAAAUGUUUGAAUAUGUAAAUCUUAAAUUAUUAGAGAGAAAGCUGUACAAUUGUUUUUUCCUUCUUGUUACUCUCUGUUUGUCAAGAAUAGAUUUUUGUGAAGGUGUAAUAAAUCUGGUCUAAAUAUCAUAUAAUAUAUCAUUCUUGCAAUU